Messenger RNA from Gastrolobium bilobum, 1521 nucleotides. RefSeq names its product cytochrome P450 76A1-like. Gene Ontology annotation, molecular function: iron ion binding; heme binding; monooxygenase activity. The transcript is spliced from 2 exons. The record is from RefSeq and is a predicted model, not a curated record. Bases 1 to 1521 code for a protein of 506 amino acids. Lineage: Eukaryota; Viridiplantae; Streptophyta; Magnoliopsida; Fabales; Fabaceae.
AUGGAAUAUGGGGUUGUGGGUUUGAUCUUAGCCAUGUUGGCGUGGAUGGUGUGGCUAAUGGUGUUGGAACGUAGGCAGCUAGGUCAGCUUCCACCUGGACCAAGACCAUGGCCAGUGGUUGGCAACAUUUUCCAACUAGGUUGGUCACCCCACGAGUCCUUUACCAAACUGGCUCGUAAACAUGGUCCUAUCAUGACCCUUUGGUUAGGUUCCAUGUGCACUGUGGUUAUCUCCUCCAGCGAAGUGGCUCGUCACAUGUUCAAAAACAACGACGUGGUUCUUUCUGGAAGGAAGAUUUACGAGUCCAUGAAAGGGAAUCAUGGUCAUGAGGGCUCCCUCAUAACUUCUCAAUACGGCACACACUGGCGCAUGCUGAGGCGCUUGUGCACCACUGAGUUUUUUGUGUCAAGUCGUUUAGAUGCCAUGCGAGGUGUGCGUUCAAAAUGCAUAGAUCGCAUGUUGCACUUGAUAGAAGAAGCUGGUGAAUCUGGUACUUGUGCCGUUGAUGUUGGGAGGUUCUUUUUUUUCAUGUCUUUUAACCUUAUUGGGAACCUCAUAUUCUCAAAGGAUUUAUUAGACCCUGAAAUGGAGAGAGGGACUAGAUUCUAUUGCCAUGCAGUUAAGGUUAUGGAGUAUGCUGGGAAGCCCAAUGUAGCAGAUUUCUUGCCAAUAUUGAAGUGGCUUGACCCUCAAGGUAUAAGGAGGAAGACACAAUUCCACGUUGAGCGAGCCUUUGAGAUAGCUGGAUUCUUCAUCAAAGAAAGGAUGGAAAAUCGUUGCUGUGGAAAGGAGAACAAAGACUUCUUGGAUGUACUCUUGGAGUUUAGUGGGGAUGGUAUCAGCGCACCCUAUACUUUUUCUUCAAGAACCAUUAAUGUCGUUGUCUUUGAAAUGUUCACUGCAGGGACAGACACGACAACAAGCACAAUGGAAUGGGCGAUGGCAGAGCUUCUGCACAAUCCAAGUACGUUAAAGAAAGUGCAGAUGGAGAUAAGGAGCAAAAUAGGCAAAGAUAGGAAUAUGGAAGAAAAGGAUAUAGAGAAUAUUCCAUACCUUAAAGCAGUCAUAAAAGAAACACUGAGACUUCACCCGCCUCUUCCUUUUAUGGUUCCUCACAUGGCAGUGGACUCUUGCAACAUGCUAGGCUACCAUAUUCCCAAAGAAUCACAAAUUAUAGUGAAUGUUUGGGCAAUUGGGAGGGACUCAAAAGUGUGGGAUGCUCCCUUGUUGUUCUGGCCAGAAAGGUUUUUGGAGCCUAACAUGACGGAUUACAAGGGACACCAUUUUGAGUUUAUACCCUUUGGUUCGGGUAGAAGAAUGUGUCCGGCUAUGCCACUUGCCUCUCGUGUGCUUCCUCUGGCACUAGGCUCGCUCUUGCACUCCUUUGAUUGGGUUUUGCCAGAUGGCCUUAAACCAGAGGAGAUGGACAUGACAGAGGGAAUGGGAAUAACGCUAAGAAAAGCUGUUCCUUUGAAAGCCAUACCAGUCCCUUUCAGAGGAACUCAUGUUGUAGAGGAAUAA